Messenger RNA from Vanderwaltozyma polyspora DSM 70294, 948 nucleotides. RefSeq lists its product as uncharacterized. The annotation marks the transcript as partial. The record is from RefSeq and is a predicted model, not a curated record. The transcript has a single exon. Gene Ontology annotation, biological process: protein O-linked glycosylation via mannose. NCBI's taxonomy places the organism in Eukaryota, Fungi, Ascomycota, Saccharomycetes, Saccharomycetales, Saccharomycetaceae. Gene Ontology annotation, cellular component: endoplasmic reticulum; membrane. Gene Ontology annotation, molecular function: dolichyl-phosphate-mannose-protein mannosyltransferase activity.
AUGUCUUCUACUACUGGGUUCCAAGACUCAGAAAAGAUUAAAUCUGAUGAGUCCACCUCCGACACUAUCUCAAAGGUAAACGUCACCAAAGACAUCAAAGAAGAAACCAGUAAAAAUGAUAACGACAACGAGAUCAAAGACAACUCUGAUCAAUUGGAAUCUGAAGAUGCUUCAAAAUUAAAACCAUUGAAAAAAAUUAAUCCAAAUGGUCAAAGUUCGAAAUUAAAAAAUUUAGAAUCAAUCUUAAUGCCUUUGAUCUUUACAGGUUUGGCUCUAUUCACUAGAAUGUAUAAAAUAGGUAUUGCCAAUAGAGUCACUUGGGAUGAAGCCCAUUUUGGUAAAUUCGGUUCUUACUAUCUAAGACAUGAAUUCUACCAUGAUGUCCAUCCUCCUUUAGGUAAAAUGUUAGUAGGUUUGUCUGGUUACAUCGCUGGUUACAAUGGUUCAUGGGAUUUCCCUUCUGGUCAAGAAUAUCCUGAAGAUUUAGACUAUGUUAAAAUGAGAAUAUUUAACGCAGCUUUCUCCGCUAUGUGUGUCCCUGUCGCUUAUUUCACCACUAAAGCUAUGGGUUAUUCUUUACCUUCCGUCUGGUUGUUCACUAUCAUGGUAUUAUUCGAAAACUCUUACGCUACUUUGGCUAGAUUCAUCUUAUUGGACUCAAUGCUAUUGUUUUUCACAGUAACUUCUUUCUUCUCUUUUGUUAUGUACCAUAAUCAAAGAAAUGCUCCAUUCAGUAGAAAAUGGUGGAAAUGGAUGUUCAUCACAGGUAUUAACUUGGGUUGUGUCAUUUCAGUGAAAAUGGUAGGUUUAUUCAUGAUCUCCGUAGUGGGUAUCUACACAGUCGUAGAUUUAUGGAACUUCCUAGGUGAUAAAUCAAUGUCAUGGAAAACUUAUUUCGGCCAUUGGUUAGCAAGAAUUAUCUGUUUGAUUAUUGUACCAACAUCUGUU